This is a messenger RNA of Fopius arisanus, 6437 nucleotides long. RefSeq names its product Nucleoporin 153kD (gene Nup153). The transcript is spliced from 3 exons. The record is from RefSeq and is a predicted model, not a curated record. Gene Ontology annotation, molecular function: structural constituent of nuclear pore. NCBI's taxonomy places the organism in Eukaryota, Metazoa, Arthropoda, Insecta, Hymenoptera, Braconidae. Gene Ontology annotation, biological process: RNA export from nucleus; protein import into nucleus. Bases 296 to 4615 code for a protein of 1439 amino acids. Gene Ontology annotation, cellular component: nuclear pore.
CCUUCACAUCUCACCACUCGCCUAUUGGAUAAAUUGGGCCCUAGGUUGCCCUAGGUUGCCCUAUGCGGUAGGUGCGUGCUCUGUGCUGUCGUGUGCAGACCCUACCGUAACGCGUAAAUUGUAUAUUUUUUAAUAAAAUUCAAGUAUCACCGGUUAUGCAUAAACGAAUAUCUAGAAACGUUACCCUAGCGUGCGUGAAUGAUUAUCGCAGUAGGAAAGUACAGUAAAAAAAUACGUGAGUGAUCGUCGGCAUUGGGAAAAGAAAUUAAAAUCGAAUCUUCACAGCAAGUGUAUCAUGGCCAAAAGAAGUUACAACAACUCGGCCGGAAGGCGGGCCCACGGAGAAAAACCCUACGAUCCCAACAACUCUUUCGUAAAGAAAAUGGCUACAAAAAUGACAGAUUUCAUCCCCCAACGUUUGUGGAUCAGCAAGUGGUUCAACUCUCCGACGAGCAACGGUGAUUUUUCCAACGAAGACACUGAGGGUCUUGAUGACGUGGGCGAGUCAAUGAUUCAACCCCCAGCAAAACGCCCUCGAAUUCGAAUGGACGUGACACAUCCCCCAGGAACCUUCACAAUCCAACCGAGGACUAGGAGCUUGAAAGAUCAAUAUCCACGAGACGAAACUGUUGAUUUUUUAGAUUCAGAGACAGCUGGCCCAAGCGGCACUCGUUCAUUUGUUGCCUCCACUCCAGCUUUCUCCAAGACAAUGAUGAACUCGAAUUUGUUGCAAUCAGAUUUAGUCCGACAGCAGCAGAAUAAUGGAACUGCAAAUGGAAUAGAUGAAAAUUCAGAAUCUGGGGAGAGCACGAGUGGCUGCAGCUCCCUCAUACCACAGGCGUCUCGUCAAGAGGUUCUCAGCCAAUUUCAUCGAAAAGGACUGGUAGAGGAUAAAUUGUCGUAUACAAAUCAUUUGCAAUCCCCUCGAUCUCUGUUCAUCGACAGUAUCUCAGCUCAAAGGGAAUCCUUGAGCUCCAGGAGACCAAGCUUCAAUGUCUCUAUGGUGAACAAUGAAGGCCACCCUCUGGAGAGGGCUGGAAAUGUGUUGUUGUCGCCAUUCUACAGUGGAAAUAUAACAUUUGGAGGUGCUAAUGCUGCUGGCACAAGUGCAAUUAGGCAGAAUCGUAGAAAUCUGGCAGGGACCAGCGAAUUCCAAUUGAGAGUCCCUAGGAGAUCAUCGGUCCAAGUAAAACCCUCAAAUGCACCGAGUGUUGACUCAUCAGGAAUGAGUCAAACCGCCAAGAGAAUUUUGGAGGCAUUGGAGCACUUUUCCUCCCCCAUAUCAGACGCCAAAAAAAUACCAAUGAAGACACCAGGCCUCAAUUCUUCCCUGGCAAAGAAAAGAGGUAGAGAUGAGGCUUUUGAUCAACCCCCAACAUCCAGAGUGGGAUUAAGACAUUUAACCAGGGAACUUGCAGUGCCAACAGUGCCAGACAUGCUCAAGUUAAAGAGAAGACAGAGAUUACAAGACACAACUCUUGCUGCUAGGAGAAUUAUCACAGCUCACAGUGGGCCGCCUCUACAAACCCCAGCUUCUACUAAUCAAGAGACCUCGGAGUACCACUUGAGGAGUGAAAGUGACAGUCAAAAGUUCUUUGGUAAACUCAGGACAAAGGGAAAGAAAAAACCAGACUUCGAGGAGGCACCUGAAGUGGUUAAUUUACCGAGUAUAUCCUUGCCCAUCACCAGUCUACCAACCUUCGACAUCCCCCUGCCAAAACCUAAUUAUUCAACCACCAAUAUGACAGCAGCAGUCGAAUUCGAGUCGUCCUCAUCGCCGAGCAAGACAUUCAAAUUCUCAAGUCCUAUUAAAUUGCAAAAUGAUAACACUAGUCCAGUUACAUCAAUCAAUCGCUUCACAUUUUCCAAGCCCUUGAGUCCAGAUUCGAGCGAUAGGAGUGUGAAUCAAGCAUGGCAGACACUUAGCACUCCUAGCACUGCUUCAAACUCAGUGAGCCUGAGUUUUGGAUCAAAUCAGACAACUCCAGCGACGAACUUCAUGUGGUCGGGAUCAUCAACAGCUCCAAGACGCAAGGAUGCAAAACAAGCUGAAAAGAAACAGAAGAAAGACGAGGUAGAAUUGAAAACUGGGAGUGUUCUCGAUGUUCUCAGUACCUUCACAAAAUCGUCGUCCGAUAUUUGGGAGUGCAGUGAGUGCUUCAUUAAGAACAAUCAGAGUGAGGACCACUGUGCUGCCUGCAAAAAUCCUAGGAAGAAGGAGACCUUUAACAACACUUCUUCACUAUCCACUAAUAUUCUUCCAUCAGGAUCGACCGAUACUCCAUUCGGCGCUCAAUUGAAGAUAUCAAGUGACAAAUGGGAGUGCCAGGGCUGUCUAGUGAGGUAUCCAACAACAGAGACCAAUUGUAUGUCCUGUAUGACACCGCAAGCGGAGACACCAGCAUUACCAACUGCAACACCAAUUCAAUCGGUUAAAUCUGAUCUCAUGGAGAAAUUCAAGCCUGCUAAGGACUCGUGGGAGUGUCCUGGGUGCAUGCUGAGGAAUCGCAGCGAGGAAAUCUCAUGUCCCUGCUGUCACGCUUCGAAACCAGGUCUGCUGAAGGCACCAGUUCCUGAAAAAAUUGAGGAAAAACCCGCUCUAUCAUCUUCAUUAAUUCGCACAAGCACGAGUAAAACGUGGGAAUGCCCUUCGUGUAUGGUGAGGAACGAGUUGAACGCAGCCACGUGCGUUUGCUGCACAACACCAAAUCCUCAAGCAGCCAGGAAACCUUCAGUAUCUUCAAUACCAACAACAAUUCCAACUAUACCAACUCCAGUUUCUGGAUUUGGAGACAAAUUUAAAGUUCCCACUGGCUCCUGGUCCUGUGACACGUGCAUGAUCCAGAAUAAAUCAGAAGUAAUAGAAUGUAUCGCGUGUGGAGCAUUGAAGCCUGGGGCAACCACAUCUAAAUCAAAAACCACUGGUAAUUCCCUCAAAAAUGACUCAGCACCCAAAUUCACCUUCGGAAUUCCCUCGUCGACAGCUUCAACCUUCCAGUUUGGCAUUCCUACCACCAGUAAACCAGAGGAGAAACCCAAAACCGAAGCUUCAACGAAUGGAUUCGUGUUUGCAUUGCCAACGAGCCAACCAAGUCAACCCAUGUUUGGAAUACCAGCAACUACUCAGGAGUCAACUAAGACAGCGAGCUUCACCUUCGCAGCUCCAAAACCCGUGGAACCCUUCAAAUCAGAGGAUAAAAAACCAGAGAUCCAGACGCUCUUCAGCAAUGUCAGUGAUACGAAAGUUGGAUUUAGCUUCAGCAAACCAGCCGAAACAAAGGGAGAAACUCCGAAAGAGCAGACACCAACUCCUGUUGUGGAGUUGGAAAAGCCAGAGCCUGUUAAAUCGAUCUCCUUCGGCGCACCACUAGCAACAUUAACAUCAGAGAGCCUUCAGAGUACUUCAGCUACAACAGUACCAGUUUCAAAUACAAGUUUAUUCACAUUCUCGACGCAGCCAGUAUCGACGACACAAUCAGCCCCAGUGCUCACAUUCGGACAAACGUCGGUGCCUAUGGCCCAAACAAUAACUCCAAGUGCAUCACAGGAAGCUCCAAAAACAUCUGAAACGUCUGAAGCAUCUAGGAAGCCAGUCAUGACAUUUGGCGAAUCAGAAUCCGCACCAGUGCUGUCACCACGCUUUGGUGACACCACUGCUCAGAACAAGCCAGUGAUGACGUUUGGUACAGUGAUUAAUAAUUCCGAGAAGUCUGCAUUUCCCGGGGAGAAUAAACUCCCCAGCUUCGGAACGAUCGAGCAGAAGACAUCAGUUUUUGGAAAUGGUGGGGAGAAGACCAUAUUUAACGCUCCAGGAGCAGGUUUUGGGGUUCCCCCAGUGGCCAAUACAGCUUCAUCUGUAAUUGCAACACCCACUACACCAGCUCCAUUGUUUGCAUCUUCUUCUGGUGCAGGGUCGAUCUUUGGGAAUACUGCACCGAAUUUCGGUACUCCCAGCUCGGCAGGUGCUCCCAUGUUUGCUUCUCCAAAACCAGCGGAGCCUGCCCCACCGGCUACUCCAGGAUUGUUUACAUUUGGGGCGACUUCUGGAGCACAAACAACGCCUCAGGCUAGUGGUGGUUUCAAUUUCUCUGGAAAUAGCGGAGCUAAGCCCGCAUUUGGCUUUUCUGAGACACAAAGUACACCACAACCUGUUGCUCAUAGCUUCGGAGGCUUUGUAUCGAUUCCACCGACAGUUAAUGCGGUGCAGGCCCCAGCUUUUGGCUUCAAUCAGCCUAAGAAUGAGGCUCCUUUGAGUUUUGGCCAGACUCCAAACACUGGCUCAAAUAUAUUUAAUAGCCAACCUUCACCUGCUAGCUCUUUCGGGACACUGAACUCUGAUACAAUGAGCUCUGGGAGUAAUACAGGAUUCAAUUUUGGAACUCCUGCUGCACCGCCAUCAGCUACUCCGAGUAUUCCAUCCUCCGCAUCGAGUUGUGGAGGACUUAAUUUCGUCGCGGCUGCUUCUGGAUUCAGCUUCAAUGCUCCUUCUCAACCGUCCUUCAAUUUUACGGGGGGCAAUGCACCACCUACUUUCAACGCCACGCCUCAAGCAGCUACAACCCCAACAACUAGAAAGAUAAAGAAAGCUGUUCGCAGAAUGCCUCCGCGGGCGUGAGCUUCACCAUUGGAUAAAUCAACCCGCUGCUACUAAUUUGGUGACCAAAUAAAAAAAAAUAUAUACGUACAGUAACUAAUUGACGGAGAGUCUAAUGAAAAAACUAAAAGGAAAGACUUGACGAAAUAAAGGUAUGGUGAAUGGUAGAAAGUUUGAUUGAAUAGUGGAAAUAAAGAGCCAAUGAUUGGCGUCAGGCGUUUGUAUAGUCGAUAAUUUCGUACUGAGUGGAAGAUGAUGCUCGAACAGGAUCCACCUGUGCCACGCGAAAAGGUUUAAGUAAAUAAUAGGACUAGCGAGUGGGAUUAAAAAAUCGGCGAAAAGAAAUUGGAAAUAAAUGGGACUGGGACAUGACGAAAACGACGACUGACAAUGUGAGAGUUAGACAAUGGCGUUUAUUAAGGUUCAAUGAAUAAACGAAAAAAAAAAAUGUAGGAGAAACAACAGUUGGAACUGUGUUCGAACGCCGGCGAUUUUAUAGACUUUGCUACGUUGGUGAAUAUGCAAAUAAAACGAAAAGAAGAAAAUAAAAAAAAAUAAAAUAAAAAUAUGAAUGAGGAAUAUGAAAUUGCGGGUAUGCUUGAUAAAAAGCGGUUUGAUACCCUGCUCAGGUAAGUAUAUAGGCCAUUCGCAACGCCACUCUCAACAAUUAUAUUCCUUCCCAUCACCCUUCCCUGUAUUUAAUUGUAAAAAUUACUUCAUUUGUUCUAUGAGAUAUCCACUGUCGGUUGCGUUAUUUAAUGAGAGGUAAAUAAAAAUCGAUUGAUUUUAUGUGAUUAAAUAAUGAGAUUUCUAGAAAAUCCAUGAUAAAUGUAUCCGACAGAGCAUUAUUUUGUCAGUUGUUUUUUUUUAAAACGGAAAUAAAUUGUUGCGGGAUGACGUUACGCUGCUAAUUUGCAUAUGGUGGUCUCGAGUCCACUAUAGAAGAGACAUUAAUUCAGUUAUACACCAAUAUUAUAUUUUAGUUAGGUAUCUCACUCACUCGAGGACAGUCUCACGUGAUUAAUUAUGUUAAAAAUGGUGAAUAAAAUAAAAUAAAAUAGCCGUGACACUGUGCCUGGGAGUUGAUAUUGAGAAUAAAGGAUUAAGAAUUAUUACAGGAGAAUGAAAAGUAAGCAAAAUAAAAGAGGGAUAUAACAUAAUUGACGAAAAUGGCAUUCGGAUAGUACAAAGAGAUACGAUUUCACCCAAUCGUUUCCAUUGAGUAGAUAAAAUUUUAUAUUUUUUUUAUAAUAUAAAAAAAUGUGAAGAAAAUCGAUGAAGAUAAUCCUAUUGAUAAGUGAAAAAAAAUACAUGAACUGAAUGCCAUUUUUGUGUUUAGAAUUUAAUAAAAGAAUAAUGAAAAUGAAUAACAAUGUUGAGUGUUUUACCGUAGGUAUCAGGUGUAUGAAUAUUAUUGAGUAAAUACAGGAACAGAAAUGAACAGACAAGUCACAUUUUCAGUGUGUAAUGUAAAAUAAUUGUUUCAAGAAUGAAAAAAAAUUAUGAAACAAAACAAAAGAAAGGGUCUUCGAACAUGUAUUCUUCAGUUUAUCUUUCUAAUUUUGUCUUUACACGUUUAUCUGUUAUAUUUUCACACGAUAGUUUAACACUCUUUCCAUUAUCAGCUGCGGUUCAAAUUUGACAUUAUUCAGAAUCGAAAAUCCAACAACUACAACUGAAGAUUCAUUCAGACUGCAAAGGUAAUAAAAAGUGAAAAAUGAAACAUUGUUAUUGUAAAAAAAAAAACGAAAAGACCAUCAUCUGUCAAAUUUGUCUUCUAGAAAAAAAAUGAAAAGGAAGAAGAAAGAUUCUCUUAAAUAAUAAAUAAGAAUGUAAAAGUCAA